This is a messenger RNA of Monopterus albus (swamp eel), 2445 nucleotides long. Its product is annotated as CD209 antigen-like. Lineage: Eukaryota; Metazoa; Chordata; Actinopteri; Synbranchiformes; Synbranchidae. The transcript is spliced from 6 exons. The record is from RefSeq and is a predicted model, not a curated record. The coding region runs from base 1507 to 2445 and encodes 312 amino acids.
GCAUGAUUUGCCUCAGUGAGGUGAACAACUGUGCAGCAGUGAUGCCCCCAGCCAGGAGUAAAUAAGGAGUGCAGCCAAAGUUAGCUAAAGAAAGCACUAUAUGUAUCUCAUUUUUACACAGAAUAAACAAUUUGAUUCUUAAUAAUGUCUGAUUUAUUGUUAAUUUACUUUUAAUGUAUUUCUUUGAGUCUGUGCCCACAACCUGGCCACCUAUUCAAAAUUUUCUAGAUCCACCCCUGAGUAAAAAAACAACCACACAACUCUCAUCACAGUUCGAUUCAAAUAGUUUCGCCCUGAUAGGAGCAUGUAGGUCACAUCAAACUGUUUUCAUCUGGGCCCUGCAAGCCAGUGAGAAAAAGACAUAAAUAUGAAAAAGGAGAAAAUAUGUCCUAAUGUCAGACUUGCACCCCAUCACUCCAAGUAAAGAUCUAAUGAGAAAACACAUUUUCAGAACCUUUAGAAUCUAUUUGAUUUAUUUACACAAUUAGGGUAUCAACUCCUGUGUCUGCUUUCUUACAGCAACUCAUAACUGACAACUUCCCAAAAGUGAGCAGCAGCGGUAUGUGGUGGCAGGAUGGAUUCUGGAUCGGCCUCACUGGCGUCAUCAUGCGGGGAACAUGGGUCUGGGUUAACAAUGUGACUGAGACAGAAACAAUGUAAGCACCUCACAGACUGGACUGUUAUCACUAUUAAUUGCUAUAGUUUGAAUUCUAAUCGUCAUGACUAACAAAUACAAUGGAACUAAAUUCUGAUCUGAAUAAUUUUGAUUUGUUCAAGGUACUGGAGAUCUGGACAGCCUAACCCUAGUGGACCUCAGAGUGGGAACUGUGCUGCAUUUUAUUAUUAUAUUGAUGCCAGGGGUACAUGGUACAAUGGAAACUGCCAAGACCAUCUACUGAAUUGGAUAUGUGAGAAGGAGCCAGUGCAGGCGUGAGAUCUCCCAAGUCACAGUAACUGAACAGCAACUUGUGUGAGUCUAGGCAAAAAUUGUACAAAUGAACAAACUACAGCACAAUAUCAAAGACACUGUAUGUGAUAUUUUUCACUUCUUCAGGUAUGUAUGGAAUGAGAAGACGUGUGUGCACUGCAGUAGUUGCCCUGCAAUAAUUAUAUUCAGCUGUUUGAGGUGCAAAAAUGCCAAAAAUCUUUACAAUACUCAGUAGAACCAAAUAAACAUGCUCAUGGUACCAUUUCAUUAACGUGUUGAUUGAUUCCCCUGGAGGUGUAUACCAAUAGCUGAAUAAAUGAGCUGGGUUCAUCCUGGUGAGUACAACAGGUCAUUCUUGUUUCAAUGAAACAAAAAGAAAUAACUAAAGAAUCAUGUCAGAUAAACUGGAUAAACGAGAAAUCGUCUCUUUUAGGUGGCCAGAAAAUGACACCCCCUGUAAAUAUUUAACAAAUGAACUUGAUUUUCUGUUUGUAGUGUUACACACACACAGGACAAUGACCUGACAAACAGUCUCUCUGGAACAAACACGUUAGACUGAUUUCAUCUUAACAGUCACAAUGGGAGACAAAGAAAAUUUGGGUGGCACUUUUGAUGGCGUCUAUAACAAACUGGUUUAUCAAGAGGAAUUCAGCACAGAUGAGCAUCCUCUCUAUUCAAGCCAAGAUAAGCAACAAGUGUCCAUGUCCAUGCUGAGACCUGAAUCCAGUCUAAAUCAUUACAAACAGCUUGCAGUGAGCCUGGCAGUGCUUGCUCUCAUUCUACUGGCAGUUGAUAUUGGCCUGGGAGCCUAUUACAGCAAACUUACUGGUGGAUACCACACAGUAGCGGACAUCAGCAGUGAGGUGGCCAAAUUGCAGGCUACUUACAACGCCGCAGUCCAGAGCAGGGAUGAAGCCAAGAACCAGCUGGCAAAAGAGAUCUCCGAGCAGCAACUCGUCAAGUGGGAGCUCGAACACCAGACCAGAAGAAGCAAAGACUAUGAAAAGCACAGUGACAAAAUUCAAAUGGAAAUUGCAGCAUUGAAAUCUCACAUGCCAAUGAUUAGGGAAGGCUGCAGACACUGCUUACCAGGAUGGACUUUCAUGAACUCAGUGUGUUACUACUUCGCUUUCUCUGAGGCCCUUUCUCGCAGAUCAUGGCAGGACGCCAGAGAGUUCUGUAAGAAACGAGGAGCUGAUUUGGCAGUGAUAGACAGCAGAGAGAAAAAUCUUGCAGUAAGUAACUUGAUAAAUAGUUAUCAAGACUCCUCGAGAGCCAUUGUCCAGAGUGGCUUCUGGAUUGGCCUGAGAGAUGUGGAGGAUGAAGGGAUUUGGAAAUGGCUCGACGGAACCAGGCUGACUGAGGGGUUCUGGAAUGACGGCGAGCCCAACAACAAUGGUGAUGAGGACUGUGCAGCUACGUAUCCCAGACGCAACAUGUUUAAGGCCUGGAACGAUGCUCCAUGUAAUCAUGACUUGAAAUGGAUUUGUGAAAUGGCACCGAGGCUUGCAAGUUAA